Rhea pennata is the source of this 4666-nucleotide messenger RNA. RefSeq names its product NIMA related kinase 1 (gene NEK1). Bases 243 to 4097 code for a protein of 1284 amino acids. NCBI's taxonomy places the organism in Eukaryota, Metazoa, Chordata, Aves, Rheiformes, Rheidae. Gene Ontology annotation, biological process: protein phosphorylation. The record is from RefSeq and is a predicted model, not a curated record. Gene Ontology annotation, molecular function: protein kinase activity; ATP binding. The transcript is spliced from 35 exons.
GGGGGCGAGGUUCGGUUGAGCGGCUGCGGUGGCGCCGGUCAUGGUGGGGAGGGGCAGCUUAACAUUUACACUGCCUUGAUGCAUCUUCAAGACAAAACAAAACAAAGUGCAGUCCUAUCACUUUGACCUUUUUUUCCUUUCCGAUAGUUAUGCCCAGUCAUCUUUUACUCCCAUUUUUCUGUGUGCAAAAGAUCACUUCAGCUCUCUCCAGUACUCAAGUAAGGAUGCCUUAAGCGGUAACUAUGGAUAAAUAUAUUAAAGUGCAGAAGAUUGGAGAAGGAUCCUUUGGGAAAGCAAUUCUGGUCAAAGCAAAAGAAAAUGGCCAACAGUACGUUAUUAAAGAAAUAAACAUCUCAAAGAUGUCAAAUAAGGAGAGAGAAGAAUCAAGGAGAGAAGUUGCUGUGUUGGCUAAUAUGAAACAUCCAAAUAUAGUCCUGUAUAGGGAGUCAUUUGAAGAAAAUGGCUGUCUCUACAUAGUGAUGGAUUACUGCGAAGGAGGAGACCUAUUUAAAAAAAUAAAUGCCCAGAAAGGAAUCCUGUUUUCUGAGGAUCAGAUUCUGGAUUGGUUUGUACAAAUCUGUUUAGCACUAAAACAUAUACAUGAUAGAAAAAUCUUGCAUCGGGACAUAAAGUCACAGAAUAUAUUUUUGACCAAAGAUGGGACAGUACAGCUGGGAGACUUUGGAAUCGCCAGAGUUCUUAACAGUACUGUAGAACUGGCUCGCACUUGCAUCGGAACGCCAUACUAUCUGUCACCUGAAAUAUGUCAGAACAAACCUUACAACAACAAAAGUGAUAUCUGGGCCCUUGGUUGUGUUCUGUAUGAGAUGUGCACACUUAAACAUGCGUUUGAAGCUGGUAACAUGAAAAACUUGGUACUGAAGAUAAUCUCUGGAUCUUUUCCUCCUGUUUCUAUGCAUUAUUCCUAUGAUCUACGUAAUCUACUCUCUCAGUUAUUUAAAAUGAAUCCUAGGGAUAGACCAUCAGUCAACUCCAUAUUGGAGAAAAACUUUAUAGCCAAACGAGUUGAAAAAUUUCUCACACCACAGCUUAUUGCAGAAGAAUUCAGUCACAAAAUGUUCCAAAAGUUGGGACCACAUGCUGCACCAGCAAAAAGACCAUCUCAUGGACAAAGCUUGGCUUCAGUUGCACCAGCUCAGAAAAUUACCAAACCUGCUGCAAAAUACAGAGUGCCUUUAAUGAGCAAGAAAACUGGUGAUGCACCUAAAAAGAUUCAUGAGAAGAAGCCAUUGAUUAAAUGUGGGCAGGCCUUUCCAACUCCAGUGAAGAAAAUGAAUCCAGAAGAAAGGAGAAAAAUGUUUGAGGAAGCUGCAAAAAAGAAAAGGUUAGAAUUGCCUGAAAAACGCCAACGAGAUCAGAUGGAACGAGUAAACAGAGCCAGGGAACAAGGAUGGAGGAAUGUGCUUGGUUCAGGUGGAACUGUUGAUGUUAAGGCACCGUAUUUUGGUGGUGGAGGUGGUGCUGGUCCUUUUCCUGUGUCUUCUAGAGGACAAUAUGAACACUAUCAUGCUAUUUUUGAUCAGAUGCAACAACAAAAGGAAAACAUUAAAGUAGCUGAAGAGAGGGAAGCCAAAUGGAGGGCAGGUGUACAAGGCCAAGAAGCUGUUGAAAGAGGAAUUCCACCUGGAGUACGUCCAGGAGUUCCUAAGGGGCCUGCAGGUCAUCACCAUUUACCUGAUGCUGAUGCAAUUAGGAAAAAAAUGAAAAGAUUGAAGGAGGUGUCUAAACAAGCCAAUGCAAACAGGCAGAAAGGAUGGGUAGCUGCAGAAAGAGAAAAGCAAGUUGAAGAAUUCUGGCAACGGAAGAGAGAAGCCAUGCAAAACAAAGCUCGAGCUGAGGGACACAUGGGUACACUGCAAAACGUGGCAGAUAUGUAUGGAGGCAGGCCCAUUUCUGCAAGAGGAAGGAAAUCCAGAAACAAGGAGGAAGAGGAGUAUUUGGCAAGAUUAAGACAGAUUCGGCUACAAAACUUUAAUGAACGUCAACAGAUUAAAGCAAAACUUCGUGGAGAAAAGAAUGAAGCUGGCAGUUCUUCUGAUGGACAAGAAUCAAGUGAGGAAGCAGAGCUGAAACGCAAAAAAAUACAAGCACAGAAGGCCCAAGCAAAUGCUCGAGCUGCAGUUCUGAAGGAGCAAUUGGAACGAAAGAGAAAGGAAGCCUAUGAAAGAGAGAAAAGAGCUUGGGAGGAGCAUCUGAUAGAGAAAGGAGUAAAAAAUCCUAACGUGCCUUUUCACGUGGGGGCCAUAGGACACAGUCCUGGGCAUGGCCUGCAAGAGCAUGGAGCAUCCCUUUCUAAGCCACAACUUCCACUGAAGCCUGAUACACCAGUCAUCUCCAUGACUUCUGCUUUGAAGGAAGUGGGUGUGGAAGAAAAUGUAACUCUUAUUCAGGAAGCUGAAGAGGAAACAAAAAAGCCAGAUUUUACAAUGCAAAAUAAGCGAGAUAUACUGAGAAGAUUGAAUGAAAAUCUUAAAGCUCAAGAAGAUGAGAAAGGGAAAAAGGAGAGUAAAAGUAUCUCUGAAUCAGUUUUGUCUGAAGGUGGUAAGGAACAGCAAGAAGACAACUAUCCACUUCUAGGAGAUCGCAAAAAAUGGGAAUCAGGGGCAUCUGAGUUGGUAGUUCCUCUAGCUCAGUUAUCAAUGGAAGACACGCUCUCUGGAACGGACCGACAAACUCUGGGGGAAGUAAUUAAAUUGGAUAUUGGUGAACCUCACAGGAAAGUCUGGGGCAAAAGCCCUACUGAUUCAGUCCUGAAGAUCCUGGGAGAAGCAGAGUUGGAGCUUCAGACUGAAUUACUAGAGGAACUAGAUGUAAUAAACGAUGCUGCAGAAGUUAUUGAAGGAGAUUAUCAGUCCUUAAUCAUAAAAGAGAAUAAUGAAGAGAAAGCUUUUCCUACUGCGGGAGCUAAGUCUUCAGUACCAGUUGGUGUUGCUGAAUCUGAAACAUCUGUACCAGAAGAUUAUCAAAGAGCUGACCCUACGCAGAUGCAGUACAAGCCUGUUCUGCUGGAUGAGCCUGAUGAUUUGGAAGCAGAGGUGUUGGAAGAAACAGAAGAAAAUAAAAAGCACAAAACCAAGGAACUUCCCACCACUGUUAAUGAUGUAUGGGUAAAAGAGAAAGAGGAUAAGGCACAAUGUGACAGAAGAAAUGAGGUGGCUUCUGAGAAGCUAGUCCUUGACAAGAUGAAACCACAAGAAGAAGCUCCAGGAGGAACUUGUUCCAAUGAUUCUCCACAACCUGAACCCUUAUUCCAGAGGGUAAUACAGCCCCCAGUUGUACCGACUGCCUCACCAGUUCUUUCAGCUCAGUCUUCACAGGAAGAACCCUUGGUACCUCGUUCACGUUCCAUAUCACCAGCAAAAAUUAAAGGCAAAAGUUCUUUGUUGACAGGACUUUCCACAGGGCUGUUUGAUGCGAACAACCCAAAGAUGUUGAGAACAUGUUCACUCCCAGAUCUUUACAAAUUGUACAGAACUCUAGUUGAUGUUCCCAGUGUAGCAGAUGUACAGCAUCAAGAUGAUCUUGAAAUAGAUGAUACAGAGGAUGAACAAGGCAAAGAAGGACCCUCUGAUUCUGAUGACAUUAUGUUUGGGGAGGCAGAUACAGAUUUGCAGGAACUUCGGGCCUCAAUGGAACAGUUGCUUAGGGAGCAGCCUAGCGAGGAAUUCAGUGAAGAGGAGGAAUCUACUUUAAAGGCCAAUGCUAUGGAAUGCAUAACAAAUGGUACAGAGCUGGAUGAAGAAGAUGAAAAUAACCCCAGCAGUGAAAGUGCACUUAAUGAAGAAUGGCAGUCAGAUAACAGUGAUGGAGAGCUUGCCAGUGAAUGUGAAGAAUGUGAUAGUGUCUUCAGCCAUUUGGAAGAGCUGAGAUAUAACCUGGAGCAGGAAAUAGGCUUUGAUAAAUUCAUUGAAGUUUAUGAUAAAAUAAAGGCUAUACAUGAAGAUGAAGAUGAAAAUAUUGAUGCUUGCUCAACUAUAGUUCAAACUAUUCUGGGAAAUGAACACAAACACCUGUAUGCCAAAAUACUUCAUCUAGUAAUGGCAGACGGAGCCUACCAGGAAGAUAAUGAUGAAUAAAUCUGACUCAGGAAAUUCUUUAACACUCUACUAUAUAUCAGUGUUUGAACUCUGCACAGUGGAAUAACAGUUGUAGCAGGAAAUUGUAACGUGGGGCAGGAAAAAGAAGAUGCAAGAAAAGCAUGUUGAUUGUAUGAAAAGGGGCGGGGGAACAUACCUUUUAAAUUGAGAUAUUUUUACAUUUUUUUGUGUUCUUGCAUAUGUGUUCAUUAAUAAUUUCUUGCCCAAAAUGAGAAAACAUACGUCCAUCUUCCAAACAUCUUCCAAAUUCACACUGAAGUACAGAGAAGAAUGCCUGAAGAUGUUCUGACACAAACCUGAGACCUAUCAUGUAAUACAGAAUCUUUGCCAUCUCAGCAAUUGGCUGCUAGGAUGAGAAACCAAUUGGAAGGAUUUCCAUGUUGUGAAAGUACCCGCUUCUGGCUGUUCACCUGCAUGCUCUUUACGCCUACAUUCGGAAGUUACUUCAUUUUUAUUGACCCUUGUGGCUGUAUGUAAUAACACCUUAAUUUAGUGGUCUAGUUUGAGUAUUUCACUUUUUAUUUAAUAAAAGUAUAUUUUAUUUUGAA